Messenger RNA from Pseudomyrmex gracilis, 601 nucleotides. RefSeq lists its product as uncharacterized. The record is from RefSeq and is a predicted model, not a curated record. The coding region runs from base 167 to 577 and encodes 136 amino acids. The transcript is spliced from 2 exons. NCBI's taxonomy places the organism in Eukaryota, Metazoa, Arthropoda, Insecta, Hymenoptera, Formicidae.
CUUAUGGACUAAUCUUUACGGUUCAAAAGCCACAAGUGCACCAAACCAAACCAACAAGUCAAGAACAAAGACUAAUUACAAAUCGGUUCUUUGAGCUAUAUUUGCAUCAAACCAAACUAAGAACUAAUACAAAAGUUUUUUUGCAAAGAUAUCUAAGUGUGACUUUAUGUUUGUCGAGAUGGUACCGUCGCAAAUAUUAAGCAAUAUUACCAAAGUAAACGUUUCUUUACUACGAAAAAACAAUGUAUUUCUCAAAAGGUAUAUUUUACCACAGAUAAGAUGUAACAUAAGAAAUAAACAGAGCAUGACAUCUGAAGAUGACAGUAAUGAUCAGCCUAUUAAAUAUUCUACUUCAAAAGCUGCUUCUAUGAGAAUCAAUGAAUAUCGUGAUCCACAUGGAGAUUCAAUUCCAUGGUAUCAACCAUACAUAGUGUCGUUAAGUUUAACUGUCUUUUUAAUUUAUUUCUGUAUCUUAAGAGAAGAAAACGACAUUGAUACAAUGCUUGAUAUGGAUCUGGAAACUACACUAAAACAAGCUGAAAGAAUAACGCAAAAUAAAGCAGCCAACAAUGUAUAAUAAUAGAAAACUAGUUUAUUUCAA